Messenger RNA from Bactrocera dorsalis (oriental fruit fly), 1211 nucleotides. It is a transcript of the gene AlkB, whose product is annotated as nucleic acid dioxygenase ALKBH1. Gene Ontology annotation, biological process: oxidative RNA demethylation. Gene Ontology annotation, cellular component: cytoplasm; nucleus. Lineage: Eukaryota; Metazoa; Arthropoda; Insecta; Diptera; Tephritidae. The record is from RefSeq and is a predicted model, not a curated record. The transcript is spliced from 3 exons. The coding region runs from base 37 to 1125 and encodes 362 amino acids. Gene Ontology annotation, molecular function: ferrous iron binding; oxidative RNA demethylase activity; broad specificity oxidative DNA demethylase activity.
UAGAAAUUUUAAUAUGUACUUUUUGUGAAUUUAAAAAUGUUUAAAGAAAAGUUCAAAUACUACAAACGAAAAUCACCUGUUCCAGAUUUUGGCUCUGUUAUAGAUCUGGAUAAAAAUCUCCAAGAAUUUGCCGCACAUGUACACCAAGUCGACUUAUCUCACAGACAAGAUGUGAAUGAACAGUUUCCAGGUCUGGAACCUAUAAACAAGUGGCUCUGUUAUACUCUCAACUCCUCAGGUGCUAUUGUAAUAAGAAAUCCAUUCACCGUGCAAGGCCAACGUUACUGGAUGGCUCGUUGUUUAAAAGACUACCCACAAACUCCAAAUAUAAAUAAUUUAAGUCCACAACUCUUUCCCAUAGAAGUGCUAGAUGAUUGGUGGCGAUCUUUACAACAAUGCACUGACAUAGAUGAAAUACGUCGUAUGAACAUCUCAAUGAGGUGGACUACUCUUGGAUACCACCAUGAUUGGGAUUCUAAAAAGUACUCUGAAGAAAAGCGUGGGGAGUUCCCAAAAGAUCUUGCCUCAUUAAGUGCACACUUUGCUUCGGUUUUAGGAUUUAAAUUGUAUGAAGCACAAGCAGCAAUUGUAAAUUUUUACCCAAUCGGCACAACCCUUUCUGCUCAUACAGAUCAUUCAGAACCUAAUCGAACAGCUCCAUUGUUCUCUUUUAGUUUUGGACAAACUGCGAUAUUUUUAAUUGGUGGAAGAACAAAAGAAAUGUGUCCAUUAGCAGUAUAUUUACGUAGUGGAGAUGUGCUCAUUAUGUCUGGUGAAUCCCGUUUAUGCUAUCAUGCUGUUCCACGUGUAAUGAAAGCUCGUGAUGAACCUUGGAACAAUUUUGUUCAUACAGAAAGUUCAAUAUCAAUAAGUUCGCCCAGCUGUAAAAGGGCCCGAAUAGAUUCUACGCUAGUUGAAAAAGUUAAUACAUAUGGUAUAGAUACAACAUUAUAUAAAAAAGUAAUUGACGAAGCAUUUUGGUUACCAUUUAAAAGCUACCUUAAUUAUGCGCGCAUCAACAUUAAUGUGAGACAAGUAUUAAAUGCUGGUGAAACCAGGUUACCAAGUUUGGAUAGUAACACUGAAGAUAUAAAAAACACGAAUGCCAUUAGUAAUGACAGAUAAUCUUUUUUAGUAUUACUAUAAUAAUACAUGUAAGAGGUGUAUGUUACUAGUUUAAAUGUAAAUAUAUAUAUUACUUUCAACAAAAA